AUUUGCCUUGAGAAGCGCAAACUCCACCUCGGAUCAAAAAGUAACGCAAGAUGGUACCGUCGUUUUUGGCAUUUGUCGCGGUCAGCAUGACACUCAUCGAUGGUGCCAGCGCGGACGACGCAUGUGCUACCGCGGAUCUCGUCGGAAUCGCGAGUAAUCCUCACGUUGCUGGAUGCUCAAAUGAUGCAGGAUUCAGCAGCAUUUCGACGAUUUUGGAGCUCACCACCGAGCAGAUUCAAGUCAUUUGUGCGAGUUCCGCUUGCACGUCACUCAUGAAGGACAUGACUGCAUUGGGUCUCGGUAACUGCAGACUUCCAGAGACGAAGAUUUAUCUCCAAACAGACAUCAUCGACGCGUUCACAGAGAGAUGUAGUGCAAUUGACUCGUCAUCAAGCAACGACGACACAGUCACCACCGACAACCUCAGAGACAGCAGUUCAAGAACCAGUAGUGCCACGACGGUCGUCAUGGGAUACAUCUCAAUAACAACGUUGGCUCUGGCAGUGUUGCUAGUAUAGCAAACCGGCCAAACACUCACUAUGAACUUCUGUAGCGUAAGUCACCCCGUCAAUGUAAAAAUAAAGAAGCAUUAUUUACAUGAAAAUCCGCGAGCAAACGCCCAUCAACACUGGUAGAAAAGUCAUAGAAGCCGGUUUUUGAAUUGCAUGGUCGUCG
This is a messenger RNA of Phytophthora nicotianae INRA-310, 675 nucleotides long. RefSeq lists its product as hypothetical. Gene Ontology annotation, cellular component: extracellular region. The transcript has a single exon. The record is from RefSeq and is a predicted model, not a curated record. Bases 51 to 518 code for a protein of 155 amino acids. Lineage: Eukaryota; Oomycota; Peronosporomycetes; Peronosporales; Peronosporaceae.